ACUUCCUGCACUGGGGGCUGUACAUGGGCUGUGAUUGGAGCAUUUCCUCCGGGGAAACCAGGGGCGCGAGACGGGCCUGAGGGACGGAGGGCGGGCAGGAAGCGGCCGCUCCGGACAGCUCCUCCCCAAGGGCUGGGCAGCCCGCCCGCUCGCUCUUCACGGACCAGGCCCUCUUCAGCCCACUCGCGGCGGCGGACGGCGAAGCAGGCUGUGAUGGAGGGACAAGAGGUACGUUUUGAAGAACUGCUGGAAAAAGCAAAAGCUGGGGAAAUUCAGGCACAGACAGAGGUUGGGAAAUGCUACUUGAAAUUAGCAGAAGACCAGGAUGAGGAGCUAAACAGCUGUACUGGAGUGGAGUGGUUGAUGCUUGCUGCCAAGCAUGGGCAAACGGAAGCUGCUGAUCUGUUGCAGAAAUGUUUAGCUGAAAGAAAAGGCAUCACGUCAGAGAAUGAGGAGGAAGUGAAGAGAAUAUCAUCAGAGACUGACUUAGAAAGAGCUGUAAGGAAAGCUGCCUUAGUCAUGUAUUGGAAAUUAAAUCCACAAAAGAAAAAGCAGCUGGCUGUUUCAGAGCUAUUAGAAAAUGUUGGCCAUGUUGAUGAUGAAGACAUCGAGAAGCCGCCUGGUCCAAUUCCCAAGUUUGUUCAGAAGCAACGAAGAAUGCUGGAGCGACUGGUGAGCAGUGAAGCUAAGAAAUACAUUGCCUUGGAUGAUUUUAUUGAAAUUACCAAAAAGUAUGCAAAGGGCAUCAUCCCAAGUAACUUCUUUGUACAAGAUGACGAUGAUGACGAAUUGGCAGGGAAGACUCCAGAGGAGCUCCCACUUCGACACCGGGUUAUAAAGUAUCCACUCCAUGCUAUUAUGGAAAUCAAAGAGCACCUAAUAGAAGCUGCAUCUAAAGCAGGAAUGCACUGGCUAUCCACCAUUGUUCCAACACAUCACAUCAACGCACUCAUAUUUUUCUUCAUCAUCAGCAACCUGACAAUUGACUUCUUUGCCUUUUUUAUCCCAUUAGUGAUCUUCUAUCUCUCCUUCAUUUCCAUGGUGAUUUGCACACUCAAAAUAUUCCAAGAUAGUAAAGCGUGGGAAAACUUCCGUGCCCUCACUGACCUACUGCUCCGUUUUGAACCUGAUCUGGAUAUCAAAGAAGCAGAAGUGAAUUUUGGUUGGAACCAUUUAGAGCCAUACCUUCACUUCCUGAUCUCUGUAUUCUUUGUCAUUUUUUCCUUCCCUAUAACUUGCAAGCACUGGAUACCAUGCUCAGAAUUGGCUACAGUCUCUGUUUUCUUUAUGGUGACUAGUUAUUUGAGUUUGGGCACAACUGCUGAACCAUACACACGAAGAGCUUUGUUGACAGAGGUUGCUGCAGGUUUCUUCUCCCUGUUGAAGGUUGUUCCUUUAAACCUGGGGCAGCUUGAUCUGUUAUGGAAAACAUUUUAUAGCCUCCCGAUUGGCCACUUUUUUGUACUGAACCUGAGCGUACCUUGCCUUUUGUUUUUGUAUUUGUUUUAUCUUUUCUUCAGGAUGGCACAAAUGCAGAAUUUUAAAGGUACAUACUGCUACCUGGUGCCUUACCUAGUAUGUUUCAUGUGGUGCGAACUCUCUGUGGUUAUUUUACAAGAAUCAUCUGGCAUUGGCCUAAUUCGUGCCUCAGUUGGUUACUUCUUGUUUCUGUUUGCCCUUCCUGUUCUAAUCGUAGGCAUUACAGUAAUCUGUUUCAUUCACUUUGUAAAAUGGUUCAUAAUGCAAGACCUCAUGAAGAUUGUGGUCACUCUUAUGCUACUUUCUAUUCCUUUGCUUUUCCAUUGGUGGACAAGGGCCAGAGUUUCUGCCGUUGAACUUGUGAAAUCCCUAACAAAGAGUUCAAUAGUUAAACUUAUUCUGGUAUGGUUGACAGCCAUAAUGCUUUUUUGUUGGUUUUAUGUGUACCGCUCAGAGGGAAUGAAAGUGUACAACUCCACCUUGACAUGGAAUCAGUAUGGGUUUGUGUGUGGGCCACGGGCUUGGAAAUCCACUAAUAUGGCACGCACCCAGAUUUUAUGUAGUCAUUUGGAGGGCCAUAGAGUGACUUGGACUGGAAGGUUCAAAUAUGUGAGAGUAACUGACAUUGAUAAUAGUGCUGAAUCAGCCAUAAAUAUGCUUCCGUUGUUUGUUGGUGAUUGGCUGAGAUGCUUGUAUGGUGAAACCUAUCCACCAUGUGACCCUAAAAACAUUACCUUAGAAGAAGAGGAACUCUGCCAGCUAAAGUAUCUGACAAAAUAUGACUGCCACAUGAAAAGGUUUGACCGCUAUAAAUUUGAAAUAACAGUUGGUAUGCCUUUCAAUGGUGUGAAUGGAAGUAAGCCUGUAGAGGAGGAGGAUGUAAAGAAAGACAUAGUGCUGAAAGCUAGCAAUGAGUUUAAGAAAGUCUUGCUGAACCUGAGACAAGGAAGUCUUAUUGAAUUUAGUACAAUUCUAGAAGGCCGCCUUGGCAGCAAAUGGCCUGUAUUUGAACUGAAAGCCAUCUCAUGCUUAAAUUGCAUGUCUAAACUUUCCCCUGCAGGGAGACAUGUGAAAGUAGAGCAUGACUGGCGAAGCACUGUUCACACUGCUCUCAGGUUUGUGUUUAAUUUUUUCUUUUCCCCUUUUUUGUCAGUUGCCUCCUGAGCUUGAAUUGAACUUGCACUAUCAUAACCAAAGAUAUGGCUGAAACACAACCACACAGCAGUGUUUCAAAGGAAUGUCUCUUGUUCUGAGUAUUGCACCUGAGGCACAUGCACUCUUAGUAAUUCUGCUGCAAAAAUAUGUUUUAAAAGUAGACCUCGCAUGCAUAUUACAGGCACAGAGUGAAAUGAAAGUUGAUAAAGCACUUUACUCCAGAUAAUUCACCCUUCUGCUCUUAUAAUCUUAUACUUAAUUUGCAUAAUGUAAAACUGACCUUGUGUGUGACAAUUUGUUAAUACCAGUUAGUAGUGAUCCACAGAAUACGAGGCUGGAACUUGUGGCAAGUUGGACAGCACUUCUAAGGAAGACAGGCUUUAAUUCAGCCACUGUUGUAAUUAUGAUUGGAAGUAUUCAGUUCGAUUCAAUUGUGAUAAUUUUUGUUAGAAUAGAAACUGGUUUUACACAAAAUUAUGAAUGACUAGUCUGUAGGAAUUCACCCUGGAAGUCGAUAUCUGCUGCAUGAUCUGUAUGAAUACAAACAUACAAAUUAAACAAUGAUUCAAAACCUAUGGCAUAAACCUUAGUAGUCUUAUUUGAAUACACUUUAAUCACAUAUGCAUAUACUAUUCAAGCUUCCUCACAUGUUCAUACUAUUUAACAGUAAGGCAUAGUGACAUGGAAAGGGAGUCUCACUUUCCAGUCAUCUGUUUCCCAUCCAGAAAAUGUGGGUUAUUUCAAAAUUAAUCAAAGGUAGGUUUGGAGAGCUCGUAUGUUUCUAAUAGCUUGAUACUUAUAAUGAAUAACAGUAAGUAUGAUUUUUGUGUGUGUCAGGAGCGAUUUGAGAAAGUGCAAGUCGCUUCUGGUGUGAGAAAAUUGGCUGUCUGCAAGGAUGUUGCCCAGGGGAUGUCCAGAUGUUUUGAUGUUUUUAUUAUCCUUGUGGGAGGCUUCUCUCAUAUCCCCGCAUGGAGCUGUAGCUGAUAGAGGGAGCUCAUACGUGUUCUCCCUGGUUUGGAUUCAAACUGGCAAUCUUCAGGUGAGCAAUCCAACCUUCAAGUCAUCAGUCCUGCCAGCACAAGGGUUUAACCCACUGCUCCACCGGGGGCUCCAUACUAAGUAUGAUAAAAAAUAUGAUAAAACUGAAUAUAUGCAUCAUAUUUCCCUAUUCCCCCCUACAAUUUACCCCAAUCAGCCCUACAUAUGUGGAUCUCAGACAUGUUGCCUUGCUUAAAUACAGAGCUGUUUUAUAUGUCAUUUUUGGGUCUUAGCUAUAUAUAAAAUAUGUAGUUCUAGUGUGAGAUUGUCGGUUUGAUAUAUGGAUCAAGGUACAAGUCUCUCACCUAAUGAUACAAUUUGCGAUCAAAUAAUAUGUGUGCUAUAUACUCAAUUUCAGGAAACAUUGAAGAAUAGUUUGUUGUAAUGACAAGCACCUUGUUCUUUUUGUUGAUUUUAUUGCUUUUCACUUCUUAUCUGAUAUUUACUUGCCACAUGUUUUCAGGAGCCUUCUGGAGUAUUCUACAAAAUAUCAAUUUCCAGUGGCAUAGAAACUCUUUGGUUUCAGCCAAGCUGAAAACGGAACUUUUUAGGAUAAUUUUUGCUGGUUAACAACCAUAAAUGUGAAUUUGCGGCAGUGAAUACCUGUACUAGAUACCGUCCGAUAUUUGUAUUAUUUUCAAUCCUUAACUCUGUUUUAUUAAUAAGGGGUUUUUUUUACCAAUUAAAUCAAGUGCACUAUGUCAACAAAUACACUGUUUCAGCAACUGAGAAAAAGCUAGUGCAGGGAACACCAUUAUGUACUUAUUUCCCCAUGCAGAUGUAUGUAUCAGGAUUAGUUUAAUAUCAAGUUUGUUCCUGUGAAUUAAUAGAAAAUGACAACAUGAACCACUGUUGAAGGAAUAAUAAUAAUAAUAAAGGUGUGUGCUCAACAA
Anolis carolinensis (green anole) is the source of this 4565-nucleotide messenger RNA. It is a transcript of the gene wfs1, whose product is annotated as wolframin ER transmembrane glycoprotein. Gene Ontology annotation, cellular component: endoplasmic reticulum membrane; endoplasmic reticulum. Gene Ontology annotation, biological process: endoplasmic reticulum unfolded protein response; calcium ion homeostasis. The coding region runs from base 214 to 2643 and encodes 809 amino acids. The record is from RefSeq and is a predicted model, not a curated record. The transcript is spliced from 7 exons. Lineage: Eukaryota; Metazoa; Chordata; Lepidosauria; Squamata; Anolidae. Gene Ontology annotation, molecular function: protein binding.